GGGGUCACAAAAUGCAAAAGUCAAGAAGACUGCUGGUCCUGCUCCUACUAUCAACUGUAUUAUCCAGCAGGGAAAUGUGGUGCAUGACAGGGGACUUCUGUAGCUGGAAAGGAAGUGGUCUCAGUUGGGACUCUGGCUCUCGAGCUGUGGAACAAGUUCACCUGCGGUGUACAGAGGGUUCGUUGGAAUGGAUGUACCCAGUACAAGCUUUAAGAGUUAUUCUUGAACCCACCCUCAUCAAUAGCAAACAUACCACUAUCUGCAUUAAGCCUCAUUCACAAUUUCAAGGAGCUAACCUCUAUGUGGAGAAGAGAAGAGAACUACAUCUUCUAGUUAGUGAAGUAGAUGGAGUAAAGAAGGUACAUUGCUUUGGCAUGGACAAUUCUCAGAGAGUAGCUCUGUUCUUACAAGCCAGUCCACAGAAUGAUCUUAGCAGGAGGACAGCUGGGUUUCAGUACGAGCUCCUCAACAACCAAACUUCAGGACUUGUAUUUCAGAAGCUUGCACUAGUGGAAGAUGCUUGUCGACCUUGUGAUGAUGAAGACCUUCUCAUGGCUGUUUGCACAAGUGACUUUGUGGUGAGAGGCUCGAUUCUACGCAUUACCCAUGACAUGGAGACACAGGUUUCUCGAGUCGAUAUCAAUGCUCUAAGGGUUCACAGACAAAGAAACAGUAUUUUUCAACCAGAUGACCUCACUGGUACGUGGAUUGGACCCAUCAGUACGUUAUUGCAGUGCAGAGUCAAGAAAGGUGAUGGUGAAUUUCUUUUCACAGGCAGUGAACAUUUUGGGGACGCCUGGCUGGGAUGUGCCCCUCGAUAUAAGGACUUUCUAGAGAUUUACCAAAAAGCCAAAAGGUUGAGAAGUAAUCCUUGCGAUUUCAAGAUAUAAACUUUGUUUUUAUGGAAUAUUUAAUUCUCCUUAAUUGCUUUUGAAACUUGAAUUGAAUAUUUGCAUUUUCCAAGUGAUGUGUUGAAAUUGAAUGUGUAGAUACAUUUACUGUAUUGCUUCUAUGGAUCAUAAUGAUAUACCACAUUUAUACUUGAAUGUCUACAUUGUUUGUAAUAGUACAGGUAAGUGUUCACCUUGGCACACAGAGUCCUCGGGGCCCAUAAUAUAGAGCCAAAUGAUGCUCUCUAUGCAGACACAUUUUUGGAAAUAUUAUAAAUUUUACAUUCAAUGGAAGUUGCUAGAGUUUUGAUAUAUGAAAUGGGAGGCACAGAGAGGUGCAAUAAGGACCCAUACACUUCUAUGAGCACUGUAGUAUGCCUUUAUACAACUCAGAGGUUGAGUGGAGGCUUAACACA
This is a messenger RNA of Bufo bufo (common toad), 1306 nucleotides long. Its product is annotated as meteorin-like protein. NCBI's taxonomy places the organism in Eukaryota, Metazoa, Chordata, Amphibia, Anura, Bufonidae. The transcript has 4 exons. The coding region runs from base 12 to 890 and encodes 292 amino acids. The record is from RefSeq and is a predicted model, not a curated record. Gene Ontology annotation, molecular function: hormone activity.